Micropterus dolomieu (smallmouth bass) is the source of this 3700-nucleotide messenger RNA. It is a transcript of the gene capn10, whose product is annotated as calpain 10. Bases 422 to 2419 code for a protein of 665 amino acids. The transcript has 13 exons. The record is from RefSeq and is a predicted model, not a curated record. NCBI's taxonomy places the organism in Eukaryota, Metazoa, Chordata, Actinopteri, Centrarchiformes, Centrarchidae. Gene Ontology annotation, biological process: proteolysis. Gene Ontology annotation, cellular component: cytoplasm. Gene Ontology annotation, molecular function: calcium-dependent cysteine-type endopeptidase activity.
CAGGAAGGAUUCACUCCAUGAAUGAGCUGCUAGAUGUCCAAGCGGAAGAGACUUGCCGUGUUUUCAUACUCACAAGAUGUCAUGUCUGGUUUGGGGUGUGACUGUUAGCCAUAACGAAAUCUUUAAUCCUUUUAGAUAAAAAAAAGACAUAUUGUGAUUGGGGUGGUAGUUCUGAAAACAUGGUAAGAUGAAGCGACACGGAGAUGCUAACCUCCAUCUAACUGUGCAUUACAAGCUAGCUGAAGCUAACGGUUAGCUGUUGUGUUGUUAUGAAGCAUAAAAGCUACGAGGGGAACGAUGCUUAUAAGAGGAGGAAGGUGUAGUACAAGUGUGAAAUGGAGGCAGUGAGGAUGGUCACAGCUGGCUGAGGUUCACGCACUGACCCCGCAGGUACAAUCCAGGCUGAAAAGAAACAGAAGCCAUGAAAGAAGAGUACAGGGCAGAGGGUGGAGGCGAGGCUCUGUUUGAGGACCCGGACUUCCCCUCUGACGACACGUCCCUGUUGUCUGACAGCUCCACGCCCAUCGGCAGGCUGAAGGGAGACGUCACUUGGCAACGCCCACAGGAGAUCUGCCAGUCGCCAGCUUUCUUCCCUGACAACAUCAACCUGGGUCACGCAAAGCAAGGCUUAUUAGGAGACUGCUGGUUUCUCUGUGCCUGCACCGUCUUGCUAAAGAACAAACAUCUACUCAACAAGGUGCUGCCUCCAGACCAGCCCCAGUGGGGUGACAGCAGGUACAGGGGCUCCUUCCAGUUUUGUUUCUGGCAGCAGGGACACUGGACAGAGGUCACCAUCGAUGACCGUCUGCCCUGUAUCAAUUCCACUCUCUGCUUCUCACGCUGCCACUCCCCCACUGCCUUUUGGGUGGCCCUGUUGGAGAAGGCCUAUGCUAAGCUACAUGGCUCAUAUGAGCGACUAUGGGCAGGGCAGGUGGCCGAGGCCUUGGUGGAUUUGACCGGGGGCCUGGCGGAGCGCUGGAACUUGGAAGACGGUGGGUCAGAGGAGGAGCAGAGACAAGAACAGGAUAGCGACCAGGUCAGGAGGCGAAAGUUGGACCUGAACCUUCUGUAUCCAGUGAAAGACCAGUGUGCGAUAAGCUGCUCCACUCACAGCAGCCCCGGAGGUGCCAGCGAACUGGGUCAGUACCAUGCCAUGACUGUCAUGGAGUGGUUGAAUGUGAAGACGGUGUCAGGGAGUGAAGUACUGCUGCUCAGGAUCCAAAACCCCUGGGGAAGAUGCUGCUGGGGAGGGGCCUGGAUAGGAAAUGGAGCUGGUUGGAGCUCUGUCGAUCCUGUUUCUGCUUUGGAUCUACAAGCCAGGGUGGCCGAGGGCGAGUUCUGGUUGGAUGAGACUGAAUUCCUGUCCCAGUUUGAUGAUGUCACAGUGGGCUACCCCAUCAGUGAUGAGGGGCACCUAAAGAGCAUCUAUACUGGAAAUCUGCUGACACACAGCCAUCAGCUGGCUGGCCGAUGGACAAAAGGCCACUCCGCCGGUGGCAGCCGAAAUAGCAGCAGCUACGGCAGCAACCCUAAGUUCUGGCUCAAAGUGUGUGAGAGAGGAGAGGUGCUGAUAUCCCUGCAGCAGCAUAGAAAAUGGAGAAACACGGAGAAGUACGCACAAACGGCACUCGAGGAAAGAAAGAACACAGCACACCAGCACUACCAGGCUAUCGCUCUACACAUGUGGAAGGUGGAGAAGAAGCGUUUUAAUCUCAGCCAGAUGUUGAACAAACCUACUUGUGCUUCUACUCACUGCCAUGCCUAUGAGAGAGAGGUGGUCCUCCACAGACAGCUAGAACCCGGAUACUACCUGGUGAUCCCCAGCACCUACCAGCCAGGAGCUGAGGCCCGCUUUCUCAUCAGGGUCUUUUCUUCGUCUUCCACAUCCCUCAGUGCCAUGAAAAGCCCAGCACCUUCACUGCCAUUAACAACAGAUGGAGAGUGGGAGACCACUUACUUCCAGGGCUCGUGGAUGGAAGGAAGGACGGCUGGAGGAAGCAGGAACUUCCUGUCUCACUGGCAGAACCCAUGCUUCCCUUUUACAGUGUGUGAUGAGUCAGCAGUGUCAUCGGGAGUUAAUGUCAAGAUUACCUUGCACCAGAGCCGCCCUGACACUGAUCUGCACCCUAUUGGCUUCCACAUUUAUAAGUUCCAAGAAGGCAAAUCUGAACAGACAUUACCCAGGGACGAGGAUCCUGUGGCCAGUUGUGUCCCUCACUGCUACACCCAGGAUGUCAGUCUGGCCUGCUGUCUUUCUCCCGGAGCUUACACCAUAGUGCCGUCCACAUAUCAGCCUGACUGCUCAGCAAGCUUCACCCUCAGCCUGGCUCGCAGAAUACACAGGAAAGUGGUGAAAAGCCAGGAGAGGCUUGGACGGGCCAUUCAGGAGAUCUCUCACAUCUCUGUGAUGCAAAGCUAGUUCUCUGGGACAGCAGCUGCUCCACUGACGUCGGCCCACCUUCCCGUGCCUCUUGGCCCAUGAAAAAAGAAUCAGUUCUCUCAUCCACCCUCACCAUGGAGGCUAUAUGUGUGUGCAUGGAUGUAUCCCACCAGUGGCUGAAAAGGCAGGCAGGCAGGCAGAUUUAGCCCUUUAUCCUGAACCGCUGAGGCUCUGGGCUGAUGGGCAGCCACACACUCAUCGGCGAUUAGGACAUCAGAGGUUGUCGGUGGGCUGGGCUGCUAAUGAAGUAUGACGGGACUGGCUGGUGUAAACAAACAGCCACCAUUGAAGAGGGCCGCCGUGGCUCUUGCUCAUUCACUCACUGGUGCGCCUGCCGGCUCAGAACAAAGGGCCCUCUCAUGAAGGUCCUCAAAGAGGCACAGGGGGCGAGGGGAUGGUGUCCCGACAGCAGAGCCAACCAAACCACACCACACCAUACCGUGCCAUACCAUGCCAGAGCCUUCCUCCCAUCCCUCACCCGCAGACACUCUGCUUCUUACCUAGUCUGUAACCACAGACCCAGUCAGUCCAUCAUCCCCAAACCUGCUCACCAGAUCCAGACUAACACUAAAGUCAGGCUGGACCUAAAAAAGUCCACUUAAAGUGGUGAUUCUCUCUGACCAAUCAGUAGUCUGCUGUGUUUUCACGUCACAUUUAGUAUCGCCUCAGCUCGCUUGGAACCUUGACGGAGGUCAUACAAAAAAAAGUACCAGGGAACAGGUACAAGUACAACUUUUCCCUGAUGGAAAACCAAGAAAGGAGAAUAGAGUGGAGGCGAGUUGAGCUGGUUCCAUUCAGUGGAAAAGGGGCUUAUGCUCCUGACUCCAUCCCCCCCCUCCCUUUUUGUCCCCCCAGACUCGGUCCAUAGCUCUGCUUGGACCUGAACAGAGCCGCGGUUUGAAGUUGCCGCAAGAACAGAUGACAAGUGGAUGGAUGGAAGAUUGAAACGAAGGAUGCGGCACAUCAGAAGAAACCGAUUCACAUGAAGAAGUUGCCAGUCCUUUUUGUGUUGAGGCUGCGAAUGUGAGGUCGUGUGUGUGCGUGUGUGUGUGUGUGUGUGUGUGUGUGUGUGUGUGUGUGUGUGUGUGUGUGUGUGUCUGCCUGCUCGCACCUGCGUCUGCGUGUUGAAGUCACAGGGUUUAAGAUUCAUUAGAGCCACUGUUGAAAGAGACUUUAACAAAGCUAUAUUUAACUGAUUGAGUGGUACUGCGCUGUGUAUUUAUUAUGUUUGGUUUGUGACAAAUAAAAUGUGAAACAUAA